Messenger RNA from Callorhinus ursinus (northern fur seal), 3983 nucleotides. RefSeq names its product CXADR cell adhesion molecule (gene CXADR). Gene Ontology annotation, cellular component: basolateral plasma membrane; intercalated disc; bicellular tight junction. Gene Ontology annotation, molecular function: cell adhesion molecule binding. NCBI's taxonomy places the organism in Eukaryota, Metazoa, Chordata, Mammalia, Carnivora, Otariidae. The record is from RefSeq and is a predicted model, not a curated record. Gene Ontology annotation, biological process: homotypic cell-cell adhesion.
AGGUGCCGCUGCCGCCAGCCAGUCGGGAGCGCGCAGGCACCGGGCGACUGAUUCCCCGGGUGAGAGCCGCCUACCUUCAGUUACCGCCCACGGCCGGGCCGCCACCAUGGCGCUUCUGCUGCGCUUCGUUCUCUUGUGCGGAGUCGCGGAUUUUACCAGAAGUUUGAGUAUCACUACUCCUGAUCAGAUGAUUGAAAAGGCCAAAGGGGAAACUGCUUAUUUGCCAUGCAAAUUUACCCUUAGUCCAGAAGACCAGGGACCACUGGAUAUUGAAUGGCUGCUAUCACCAGCUGAUAAUCAGAAAGUGGAUCAAGUGAUUAUUUUAUAUUCUGGAGACAAAAUUUAUGACGACUACUAUCAAGAUCUGAAAGGACGGGUACAUUUUACAAGUAGUGACCUCAAAUCUGGUGACGCAUCAAUAAAUGUAACAAAUUUACGGUUGUCGGAUAUUGGGACAUAUCAGUGCAAAGUGAAAAAAGCUCCUGGUGUUGGAAAUAAGAAGAUUCAGCUGACAGUUCUUGUUAAGCCUUCAGGUAUAAGAUGUUAUGUCGAUGGAUCAGAAGAAAUUGGAAAUGACUUUAAACUAAAAUGUGAACCAAAAGAAGGUUCACUUCCAUUACAGUAUGAAUGGCAGAAAUUGUCCAACUCCCAGAAACUGCCCGCCUUAUGGUUACCAGACAUGAAUUCACCUGUUAUAUCUGUAAAAAAUGCCUCUACUGAGUACUCUGGGACCUACAGUUGUACAGUCACAAACAGAGUAGGCUCUGAUCAAUGCCAGCUACACCUGAAUGUUGUUCCACCUUCAAAUAGAGCUGGAACAAUUGCAGGAGCUAUUGUAGGAAUUUUGCUUGCUCUAGUGCUCAUUGGUCUUACCGUCUUUUGCUGUCGUAAAAAGCGCAGAGAAGAAAAAUAUGAAAAGGAAGUUCAUCACGAUAUCAGGGAAGACGUGCCUCCUCCAAAGAGCCGUACAUCCACCGCUAGGAGCUACAUGGGCAGCAAUCACUCAUCCCUGGGCUCCAUGUCUCCUUCCAACAUGGAAGGAUAUUCCAAGACUCAAUAUAACCAAGUACCAAGUGAAGACUUUGAACGCACUCCUCAGAGUCCGACUCUCCCACCUGCUAAGGUGUCCUCCAUCGAUUCUGUAUUUCAGACUUGGGAAGGAUGUAUAGCUGCUAUCGUAUGGCCAACAUGUCUUCGUAUAGUUGCAGAAAAUCAAGAUGAGCUUUGAAAAGAGUGAGUCUUAGUUUUGUGAAAGUGAUUUUAUUCUUUAAAAAAAAAAAAGAAGAAAUGAAAGGAAAAGGAGUAAAAGGUAUACUCCUAACUGCCAAAUGUGUUAAAUACUGUUGUAGUAGAAGAAAGUGAGUUUAUUGUAUUUCCCUUAAGAUUGUGAGGGAGUGUGGAUAUAGUAAAAUGAGCCAACAGUUUCUUUAUAGUAAAUAAGGUUUGCAAUAAAUUAUUUCACUAGCUCUAAAACCUUUUCCCUAGAUUUUGGUAGGGAGUUGGUUUCUGUUGAUCUCUUUGGGUGCUGUGGUGGUAAAUGCUACAUUAUAAAUUAAUGUUCGUAUGAAUUUGAGAUUAGAGUAUUGUGUAUACUUUUUAAUGCUGAACUUAAGCUGAAUGUCUGUGUAAUGGAUUAGUGUAUAGUUUUAUAUAUUUGGAAGCAUUUUUUAGUAGGUUUUUAACCCUAUAUAAUAUUGCUUUUAUACUUGUGUUAACAUUUUCAUCUGUGCCUUUGGGUAAUUUUAAUUUUUAUUAUGAAUUUCUGGUGCCUAUGAGCUAGCUAUCACCUGAAAGGUGCUUAGAGGUGAAGGUACUGUUCCUAAAAACACAUCACUGUGACACCUUUUCUUUUCAUACUUUGACUCUUGCCUCCUCUUCCCUGUUCUUUUUGGUUGCAACUUAACCGAUUGUGUUAUUCAUAAAGAUUUUAAAAUUUCCACAUCCCCAGCACUCUUUGACUGUGUUUAUGAUUUUAUAUCAGUAGCUAUUUUUGGGUGCCACAUGUUUGGCCUGUUUUAUAUGAAAAUUUAUAAGAUAGUAUAAGAAUAAAUAACAUCACAAACUUGAAUAAUGAAAGCAUUUGGUCCUUCCCACCCCCAGUUUUCGUACAGUGAAGAUUACGCUGCAGUCUAAGUAGGAACUACGGUAAAAGGUGGACAUGUCCUCCUCUCUAGUCUAGGAUCUGGCUCUUGAGUAAUCAGACUCUCUCCCAGAAGCUCUUCCAGCUCCAUACCACUUACCGCCUGAGAACGCAGCUCGUAAAACAGCAUUUGUGUGACCUGAGAAGACCAGGUGGGUGGGAGUAAGUUUCGAGGACAGAGUUAAGUUUUAGAUUUACUUCUCCAGCUGUUCCCAUUGUAAAUUUCAGCUGAUCCCACAGUCAGGUCAGUCAGGUACUGAUAACUUCCCAAGUAAUUCUUCAUGAUAAUUCAUUUGAACUAGAAAUAUUUGUUCUAGAAUGACUGUUAGUAAUCAUCAAGUGAUUCAACCAAAACUGGUUAUUCAGUCCUUAACCAUGAGAAAGCCAAACCAGGCCACUCCAGAACGGCCCUGCAUCUUUGAGGAGAACCCGUUUGAUUCUACUUGACACCUGAGAGACUUGACACCAUCUUGUUUUGAGUUACACAGGAUCGUUUGAAAAGAAAUGAUACUGGAGAGUAUGAGUUCUGUGCUUGGAAUAUGUAGUUCACUGGUGUUCUUUUUCUUAUUGGCAGUCUUACCAGUAUUCCCCUCUUCGAGAACCCCCAAAAUUUCUUAUCACGGUUACACUGACCAGUUUAUUCAGGCAAAUAACUAUGCCAUGGAGUGGUUACAAUGGAAACACAGCCUGUGUGUGUCUUGGGAGGAGUUCAUUGAAGAAAUGCAGUUAGAUUAUGGAUAUGAAGAAAUACCUGAUUUUGUUAAAAUAAUUUUUAAAGAUUGAGUUCUGGAAAUUUGGAACAAAUGAAGGGCAAGUAAACAUUUUGAUUAAAUAUAGAAAGAACUCAUUGCAUGAAGUUGGAUAUCCAAUUCUGUAAUGUAUGGCUUCUUAAAAUAACUAUUCUGUCUUUUUGUGUGCGUGCGGCAUGUAAAUUUGAAGUUUUCUGAAUGUUUAAGGUUUAUUUCUAAUCAUCUCCACAGUGUUUCGGGCUGUCGGAUGCCUUAUUCCAGUGUGAAUAGAAAAAACAAACAUUUUAUGUGGUUAAUGCUUUUGAUGUGUCACGUUAAGGAGUAGUUUGUAGAAAGUGUUGGCACAACUUUAACUUUUUAGUGGCUUGUGACAUUAUAUAUAUAUAUGUACAUAUACCUUUGUAAUAUUCUUGUGUUUGGUAGUAUAAAUGUUCUGGGCAAGUUUUAAUAUUUCCAAUGCCUUUAGAUAGUCUUGCAAUAGAGGCAACACAUUCUGCAGAUGGAGUUUUUACUCGUUUGCCUAUUUUGACACUAAAAAAGGUCCAUAACUGAGCACAAAUUCUACAAUGUUACAGAAGUAAGGAAAAAUAAUAAAUAAACUUGUGACUUGUGGUUCUGUUUAUCUUAUAGAUGGUAACAUCAGCAAAUAAUUUCUUCAUCUAGUCUCUUACUAUUAUUUAAAAUCAAGUUUUAAAAAAAUACCCUGUUUUGUAAUUUUAAAAGUAUGGUGUAUAUCGGUUAGAUUUGGUCCUGAACACUAAAAGCUCCAAUCAAGGAAGAACUCUGUGUUUUCUGCUAAUUUAAUGACAUAAGUGUUAAGAGAACCACAAUUUAUUCACUUAAUUCUCAUUCCUAACUGUGAACUUUUGUGAUAAACUUGUACUACUGAGAAAAAAUAUUUUGACACUUCACAUAUGCAAGUAGAGAAUUGAUAAGUGUCAGUUUCAAAAAUGAUUUUGUAUUUAAAGUUUCUGGCUUACGUAUCCAAUGGUGCAGAUUUUGAAAUUUGUAAGAACAAAUUUGUUUUUAAAAAAACCAAAAACUUGCUCUAGUUUUGUGACCUUGUGUACUUUUGAAAUAAAAUCAAGAAAGCA